AUGAUGUCCUAUAUUAAACAACCUCACUAUGCAGUGAAUGGACUGACAUUAGCUGGUACAGGAAUGGAUCUACUGCACUCAGCCGUAGGCUAUCCAGGUAGGUCUUCUACUGCCUUCAUACCGACAUCGUGCUUAUAGUUAAAAUUCAUUCUGGGAUUACGGAACGUGCAUCCAUCCUAAUGAUAUGGGCCAACAAUUGCGAUAUGGGGGAUACAUGGUAAUGAUAUGGGCCAACAAUUGUUAUAUGGGGGGAUGCAUCGUAAUGAUAUGGGCCAACAAUUAUUAUAUGUGAGAUACAUCUUAAUGAUAUUGGCCAACAAUUAUUAUAUGGAAAUAUGCUGUCAUUAAUAAUUUUCAGGAUUAAACAUUUUUGUUAGGUUUAAAAUGUAGUAAUUAAAUAUAUAUCAUAAGCAAUUAAUUUCUAUUAUAUAUUAAAAUUAAUUCAUGCCCAAGAUCUGUCCAAACGUAUGUAUAAGUUUAUAAAGUAAAUUGUAAAAUAGUAAAAAAAAAAAAUCUUUAAACAAUUGCUUUUUAAGUUUAAGCUAUUUGACCUCCGUAUUUGGCCAACAUAUAUAACCUGAAAUAAAUCGAUAGGAUGAUAAAAAAAAAUGAAAAUUAUAAUUCAAUAACAUUAUAAACUUUUAGUUAAAAGAUAACGUUUCAAUGUUUACUAAUGGAACACCCCUAUAAAUCCCAAUCCUUACUUUUGGUAAUUAAGUUUAAAAAGAAUGUCCUAACAAAGUAACUAAGGAUCAGACUAAAAUCUGUACUAUAAAAUGUAAAUUAAAUGACCGUGAGGAAAAUCAAUGCAAUUUUAUUUAUGCUAAGAAUACAAAUUUUUUAAAUUGUUUAAAAAUAAUGAAUUAUAGUUUAAACCUGGAUAUUUGUUGUUAAUUCUAAAUGUUUGAAACACUUUAUUCUGGAACCGGUCAGAACCCUGAAUUGUAUACGUUUGUUCUGGGGCAGUUUAUAUACUGAAAGUCCAGUUCGGUCUCCAUUAUAUUAUGAAACCAUUAAUAAAGAUAUUUUAUAAAUGAUAUAUUAUAAAAAUACACUACAUAUCACUAUCACAAAAUCAUUAACCUGGAAUUUUUUUUGUAUGAAUUUGUACUAUUAUCUGCAGGAUCUGUUUAAUUAGGUUUUGGUAAAUAUUUGUGUCUGAGUUUGAAAGACUAAUUAGUGCAGUUAAUCAUAUCAAUUAAGUGAUUUCUUUAAUAAGUUUAUCUUCUGCAUCAUGAAGGCAGCCAACUUUGAAAAGGACUACAUAAAUUGUUAGUUUUUAUCAUUCCCUGAAAACCUGUUAAGCUGAAAUUGAUUAUGCAAAUUGCAUAAUUAGAAGAGUGAAUAAGGGAAAGGAGAUAGGGGUUCUUUUUUGUAUUGUUUUUUUAGUUAGUAAAUGUUCUAGUAUACAGACUUCCAUGUUAUAUUAUACCGGUGUUAAAACACUUAUCUGCAAUGCAUAGUGCAACCCGGCAAAUAAAGAAUUAAUAGACUGAGUGCUAGCUCCCGGGGAGAUGUGACAGGAUAUACAUACAGUAAUGUGAUAUAUACACAAUUUCCAGUUUGAUUUAGACUCUAAUACUAGGUAUUUUCAAUCAUCUACUAUCCUUCACAUUGCCUUUCCUUUCUAUAACUUCUCUCCUUCAUUCUCAGCUACUCCCCGGAAACAGAGACGAGAACGGACAACUUUUACCAGAGCUCAGCUGGAUAUAUUGGAAGCCCUUUUUGCUAAAACCCGGUACCCGGACAUCUUUAUGAGAGAGGAGGUGGCUCUAAAGAUAAAUCUGCCCGAGUCACGAGUACAGGUAAUAAGCUUACUCAGCCACAAUGGCUUCUAUUGAUAAGUGCCCCAUGUCGUGCAAAGUGUUUAUCUUGGUAUAUUUAUGCAUUAUUGUAAUUGCUGUACAGAUACAUUUAAUUUGAAAGGUUUUUUUGCAAUCACUAUCUCAAAUGAUAUCACUAUCUCUCGAUGUCCUCCUAAGAACUGCUUUAUAGAAAUUAACACAAUACUCUAGGUGAGAUCUUACUAGGGAUCUAUAAAGUACUAUCACUACCUCUCUAUGUCCUCCUGGGAUCUGCUCUAUAGAACUGAACACAAUACUCUAGGUGAGAUCUUACCGGGGAUCUAUAAAGUACUAUCACUACCUCUCUAUGUCCUCCUGGGAUCUGCUCUAUAGAACUGAACACAAUACUCUAGGUGAGAUCUUACCGGGGAUCUAUAAAGUACUAUCACUACCUCUCUAUGUCCUCCUGGGAUCUGCUCUAUAGAACUGAACACAAUACUCUAGGUGAGAUCUUACCGGGGAUCUAUAAAGUACUAUCACUAUCUCUCGAUGUCCUCCUAAGAACUGCUUUAUAGAAAUUAACACAAUACUCUAGGUGAGAUCUUACCAGGGAUCUAUAAAGUACUAUCACUACCUCUCUAUGUCCUCCUGGGAUCUGCUCUAUAGAACUGAACACAAUGCUCUAGGUGAGAUCUUACCGGGGAUCUAUUAAGUACUAUCACUACCUCUCUAUGUCCUGGGAUCUGCUCUAUAGAACUGAACACAAUACUCUAGGUGAGACCUUACCAGGAUCUAUAAAGUACUAUCACUACCUCUCUAUGUCCUCCUGGGAUCUGCUCUACAGAACUGAACACAAUGCUCUAGGUGAGAUCUUAUUAGGAAUGUAUUAAAUAGUGGUAGGGUAAAUUAAGGUUUUAUCAUUAAUCUUCAUCCAUUUAUAUAAAAAUAAUUUAUAACUCCAAUUUGUCUGUUCUUCUCAACCUUUGAUUUAGGUUUGGUUUAAGAAUAGACGGGCCAAAUGUCGCCAGCAGCAGCAGCAGAGCAGUGGACAAGCUAAACCUCGGCCUACAAAGAAGAAAACGUCCCCAGCACGAGAGACUAACUCAGAGGCCAGCACCAAUGGCCAAUACAGCCCUCCACCUCCUGGAACAGCAGUGACCCCUAGCUCUUCAGCUAGCGCCACUGUUUCUAUAUGGAGUCCAGCCUCAAUCUCUCCAAUCCCGGACCCUCUGUCUGCAGGCACAACCCCCUGCAUGCAAAGAUCUGCCGGGUAUCCCAUGACAUACAGCCAGGCUCCAGCCUACACCCAGAGCUAUGGGGGGUCAUCAUCUUAUUUCACUGGUCUAGACUGUGGCUCCUACUUAUCUCCUAUGCACCCACAGUUGUCAGCUCCUGGGGCCACACUAAGUCCGAUUGCCACCCCUACCAUGGGUAGCCAUCUAAGUCAGUCUCCGGCAUCACUUUCUGCACAGGGAUAUGGGGCUUCCAGCCUUGGCUUCACCUCAGUGGAUUGCUUAGACUACAAAGACCAAACGGCCUCUUGGAAGCUUAAUUUCAAUGCCACUGACUGCCUUGAUUAUAAGGACCAGAGCUCUUGGAAAUUCCAGGUUUUGUGA
This is a messenger RNA of Pelobates cultripes (western spadefoot toad), 3400 nucleotides long. The record is from the annotation of a GenBank genome assembly. NCBI's taxonomy places the organism in Eukaryota, Metazoa, Chordata, Amphibia, Anura, Pelobatidae.